AUGCAAAUAAGUAGAGUUAUUUACUUUCGAACAAAUGAGUGCUAAUUAGGAAACUCUUGCUAAUUUGACGAUAACUAAUCUCUCAACUGUUUUGAUUACCACCAAAAAAGUGAUAGACGAAGAUUUCCAUACACAAAGAAUAGAGCUACAGGUGAGUAUACUCUUAAUUAUAUCGAUGAGUUAUGUAAAAAAAGAUGCAAUAAGGAUGAUUGUCCUUUUGCCCAUAAUAUUUAUGAGUAAAAUUAUCAUCCAAUGAGAAUUAAAAAAGAAGUCUGCUCAGAUUAACAAGGUUGCCAGUUUAAAAUUGAAGAAGACGAAUAUCUGGCUGAUACUGAAGAAAUUGUUAGCUUAAUUGAUGGAAAUAGUGGCAAAUAAAAGUCUAAGAACUACUGCUAUAAAUUUCACAAGAAUUCAGAAAAAGAAUACUAUGAUUAGCUAAGAAAAAAAUUUGAACCUUAAUACAUCAAGAUGAGAGAAAAUUUAUUGAAAAAUAAACUGUUUGUUUAAGGAGUAGCAGACGUAAGCACCUAGCAUGAUAAAGAAAAAUUUUUAAAUUCGACAAUAUUAAACUACACUGAAUUUAUAAAUGAAUAACAAAACCAUGAUAUAGAAGAAUCUACUUACUCGGAUUUUAAUUUUUAAAGUAGUAUUUAUGAUUAAAUCAUUGAUUUGAAUGAUACAAAGUAAUCACCAUUUGGUUUGACAGUUGCAAAUAACAACAAAGAUGAAAGCUUCUUAUAAAAUGAAAUAAUUGAGGAAGAAAACGAUAAUUAAAGUGAUAUCAAGCAGAUUAACAAAAAUGAAAUUAUUAAUCAAGAAAAUAAUGAUAAUAAUUUAAAAUCCUAAAAUUCUAAAAAUUAAAAAAGCUAUUAAACGAAAGAUUAAAAAAAAAGCAAUUUUGUAUCUAAUUCGAAUAAGCAGAUAGAAGAAGAUAAAAAAAGCAAAUAAUCAAGAGAAGACUCUCCAUUAUUUCCUCAAAACUCUAAAUAAAUGUAUUCUAAUCAAUACGAAACCAAUAAUUGCUAAGAUAAUUAAUAGAAAUCUUAGAAAUUUGAUUAUGUAAUUGACAAAGCUUAUUAACAGUUAUAAGACAAGAUUCUAGGACAGUAUACUUUUGUUUAUAAUGAGAUUUUUGAUGAAGAUGAAGGCUAAAUGUUAGAAUUCAAAGACUACUAUUUUAAUUAAGAUGAUGACAGUAUGAACAACGGCAAUUAGAAUUUAGAUAUAAUAAUCAAUAGAACGAUAUAAACAAUCCUAGGCUUCUUGAAUUCUAAAGGUGGAUUUAUUAUUUUUGGAAUAAAAGAUAAUAAAAAAAUAAAAGGAUCACAAAUGAAUAUGGAUAAAUUUAUGAAUUAAAUAAGUCCAAUAUUAGCGAGGUGCUAACCUCCUGUUCUUGAAAAACAUCAUAAGUUGCAUAGAUUGAAUUUGAUUGGAAAUUAACAAAAUAAAAUUGUAAUCCUAUAAGUGAUGCCAUAAAAACACAAAUUAUUUUUUGAUAGCAAGUCAUAAUAUUUCAGAAGGACUAAUGCAAGUGUGAUUAAGCACGAAAAUAAAGAACUCUCGCAUAUUAUGAUGGAAAAUUAUAAGGAAUAUUAUAAAAAAAAAUAGGAAAACCUUAAAACUAAGUUAGAAAUGUUGAAAAAAAAGGAAAUUGAAGAAGAAAAAUAGAAAAUAAUAGAUCAGUAAAAGAGAGACUAUCUUGCACUUUUAAAAUAUAUCAAAAGCUAAAGCGAUAUAAAUAAGAUUACUGGAGUUAUAGAAUACAAAAUAUAGGAAUUAGAGAACAACUGA
Molecule: messenger RNA, 1791 nt
Organism: Tetrahymena thermophila SB210
Lineage: Eukaryota; Ciliophora; Oligohymenophorea; Hymenostomatida; Tetrahymenidae
Product: divergent AAA domain protein
Exons: 5
Source: RefSeq, a predicted model, not a curated record